Salvelinus sp. IW2-2015 is the source of this 1182-nucleotide messenger RNA. RefSeq names its product ddb1 and cul4 associated factor 13 (gene dcaf13). Gene Ontology annotation, biological process: maturation of SSU-rRNA from tricistronic rRNA transcript (SSU-rRNA, 5.8S rRNA, LSU-rRNA). Gene Ontology annotation, molecular function: protein binding. NCBI's taxonomy places the organism in Eukaryota, Metazoa, Chordata, Actinopteri, Salmoniformes, Salmonidae. The record is from RefSeq and is a predicted model, not a curated record. Gene Ontology annotation, cellular component: small-subunit processome; nucleolus.
AGGUGAGGUCACACACGUAAACACAUGCCGUACGAAUCAUUUUACUGUSUUACAUUUUUGGGGGAAGAAMUAUAGAGCUUUAUACACAUUCACACAAUGAAAGUUAAAGUCCUCUCCAGGAAUCCGGACGACUAUGUCCGUGAGACGAAGUUGGAUAUCCAGCGUGUACCACGGAAUUACGACCCGUCCCUCCAUCCGUUCGAGGUGCCAAGAGAAUACACCCGUGCCCUGAAUGCCACCAAGUUGGAGCGCGUGUUCGCCAAGCCGUUCCUGACUUCUCUGGACGGCCACAGGGAUGGGGUGAACUGCAUGGCCAAGCACCCCAAGAGCCUCUCCACAAUGCUGUCCGGCUCCUGCGAUGGAGAGCUGAAGGUGUGGAAUCUAACCAAACGUGAGUGUGUUCGUACACUCCAGGCCCAUGAAGGCUUUGUCAGGGGGGUGGUCGUCCGCUUCUGUGGCACCUCCUUCUUUACGGUUGGUGAUGACAAGACUAUCAAACAGUGGAAGAUGGAGACUCCCGGCUACGGAGAGGAAGAGGAACCUCUCAAUACUAUUCUUGGGAAGUCUGUGUUCACCAGCAUCGACCACCACCAGAAGGAGGGUGUGUUUGUGACGUGUGGCCAGCAGGUGGACAUCUGGGAUGAGCAGCGCAGCAACCCCAUCCGCUCCUUCUCCUGGGGCGUGGACAGUUUCAACUGCGUCCGCUUCAACCCUGUAGAGACUGAACUUCUAGCAAGUUGUGCCUCUGACAGAAGUAUUGUGCUGUAUGACAUGAGGGAAGCUACACCUCUUAAAAAGGUAAUCAUGAAUAUGAGGAGCAACACUUUGUGCUGGAAUCCCAUGGAAGCUUAUAACUUCACCUGCUCUAAUGAAGAUUACAAUCUGUAUACAUUUGAUAUGAGGUACCUGGACAAGCCUGUCACCGUCCACAUGGACCAUGUCUCAGCCGUGCUGGAUGUAGACUACUCUCCAACUGGUAAGGAGUUUGUCUCGGCCAGCUUUGACAAGACCAUCCGCAUCUUCCCCAAAGACAGUGGGCACAGCAGGGAGGUGUACCACACCAAGCGCAUGCAGCACGUCAUCUCCAUAAAGUGGUCGUCAGACAACAAGUACAUCCUGAGUGCUUCAGAUGAGAUGAACAUCAGACUGUGGAAGGCCAACGCUGCUGAGAAGUUGGGAUUG